Molecule: messenger RNA, 2896 nt
Organism: Psammomys obesus (fat sand rat)
Lineage: Eukaryota; Metazoa; Chordata; Mammalia; Rodentia; Muridae
Gene: Crppa
Product: CDP-L-ribitol pyrophosphorylase A
Exons: 10
Coding region: 432-1778 (448 amino acids)
Biological process (GO): isoprenoid biosynthetic process; protein O-linked glycosylation via mannose
Cellular component (GO): cytosol
Molecular function (GO): D-ribitol-5-phosphate cytidylyltransferase activity
Source: RefSeq, a predicted model, not a curated record
AGAUCAGGGCGCCUCUGAGGAUCACGAAAUUCGUAUAACCAAGGUGGUCACAUCUGGGUCUUGAACUGUACAUUGAAUACAAGUCUUUCCCACUUAUCUAGAAUGGGGAACGUGACAGUGUCGUGCACAGCUGUCUGCGAGUGACUCUCAAGUGCGUGAGGACUGCCACAGCAGCCUCAGCCGGACCAGGCCUGCCUGCAGGGAGAGAAGGAAGAGCAGGAAGAGCGCUGCCCCGGGGGCGCUGGGCCCGGGCUGAGAAGACAGGCUCGGCUGCUCCGGCCGGGAUCAGCACCGGGGGCCACGUUCCCGGAGCCCUCUCGGCGCCCGCCGCUCCUCGCCCACCCCGACCGGUGAUCGCGGCUCCGAGCCAGUGCUGGCGCUUCGCUCCCGGUUGCCGUGCGCACCCCGGGCUUCUGCGAUCGCGUGGAGCCAUGGAGCCCGGGCUCCACAGCAGGCCCGCUGAGCCUGGGCGUUGCGUGAGCGGCCCGCCGGGCGACGGCUCGGCGUUCCCGGUGGACCUGCCGUCUGGCGCCGGGGCGCAGCCCGGGGGCCUCCCUGGAACCGUGGCCGCCGUGCUGCCGGCCGGGGGCUGCGGGGAGAGGAUGGGCGUCCGCACCCCGAAGCAGUUCUGCCGGCUUCUGGAGAGGCCGCUCAUCAGCUACACCCUGCAGGCCCUGGAGAGAGUAUGCUGGAUCAAGGACAUUGUUGUGACAGUGACAGGGGAGAACAUGGAAGCAAUGAGGAGCAUCCUCCAGAGGUAUGGCCACAAGCGCAUCUCACUGGCUGAGGCUGGAGCCACGCGCCACAGAUCAAUUUUCAAUGGACUGAAAGCUCUGGCAGAAGACCAGCCAGAUUGUAAGCUCACUAAGCCAGAAGUUGUGAUUAUCCACGAUGCUGUAAGACCUUUUGUUGAGGAAGACAUCCUCCUGAGAGUUGUCAUAGCUGCUAAGGAGCAUGGGGCAGCAGGAGCAAUCCGACCUCUGGUAUCCACGGUCAUCAGUCCCUUCGCUGAUGGUUGCUUAGACCACUCACUGGACCGUGCCAAAUACAGGGCAAGCGAAAUGCCACAGGCUUUUCUCUUUGAUGUGAUCUAUGAAGCAUAUCAGCAGUGUAGUGACUAUGACUUGGAAUUUGGAACAGAGUGCUUGCAGUUGGCCCUAAAAUACUGUCACAGGAAAGCAAAACUUAUAGAAGGACCCCCAGACCUCUGGAAGGUGACCUACAAACAAGAUCUGUAUGCAGCUGAAUCCAUGAUUAAGGAAAAAAUUUCACAAGAGAUUUGUGUGGUCAUGAACACAAAAGAGGAAGAAUCUAUAGGACGUCUUCUUGAGGAAGUGCUAAGAAAUGAAUUAAAUUGUGUUACAGUCAUGUCCGCAGUCGUGGGUCACGGGGGCAGAGACAUUCGGAACUUCAUCACAGGGCAAUGCUACAGUUUCAUCUGUGUGAAUGUUGUGUCUUCUGAUUUUCAUGAAAUGCAGAAGCUACUGAGCACGCUUGAAGAGAGCAGCCUUCCCCUUUUGUAUCCUGUAGUUGUUAUUUCGGUGCAUUGCCUUGAUUUCACAUUGGUAUCGCUCACUCAGAAGUUGGAAAGCCUGAUGUGGAUUAGGGACUUAGCCAAGGAAGUAAAAGAAAGGAAUAUUUUAUUAAGUGGACUCCUCCUAAAUUCCUCACAGGACGAGCAGAAGCUACAAGAGAGUUUAGGACAAGGUGCAGCCAUCAUAGCUGCCUUAGUUAAAGAAAGAAAUUCUGCAUUCGCUGGGCAGGUCCUGGUGGCAUGAAGAGAAGAGACAAGUCAUCUAUAAACUUCCAAAGACACUUCCCUACCACUCUCUGCUGUGCUUCCCCACCUCAGCGAGCCACCUUGUGUGUGACAGAAUAUCUUAGUUGUUUUCUUUACCUUGCCACUUAUUAGAUGUGAUGCUUAGGUUGUGAAAGUAGGUUAAACUUUGUUUCCAUGAAAUUGUGUGUGUCAAAUAUAAAUGGCUCCAACCAGAAAAGAUAAAUGGGAAAUACUGCCCUCACAUAAGGAAUCUCUUCACUGCAGCAAAAGUCCCACUGAAGUCAUAAGGUCAGCUAUUCCUUCAAGGGACGAGAACUUAAGACAGCUUAGCUGCCAUCUUAGUCUCUGUUAACAAAUCUGCCACAUUAAAACAGAGCUAAUAAAUAAGCUUCAGAAUUAUUCCUGAUCCUAAAAUUGUCCUCUCCCUAUAUGAUAUUGCAUCUUUUUGCCUUGUUUUGGCAUUCACCACACCUUUAUAAAGAGAAAGGGAGCUGGGGACUAGCUCAUUGGAAAAGCACUUGCCUAAUGGGGAUGGCGCAACAUCACAAAAGAAAAAGAAAAAGCAAGCUGGUAAAUACUGGGCAUAAACAGGGAAGGGAAAGUCCUAAGUUUUCUUCCCCUUUAUCUCUGAUCACUCUAGAUCUCUAAACAACCUGCAAUCCCUUUCUACUCUUCUAUUAGUUGUGAAUUCUGUGUUUUUGGUUUCUGAGAUGGUAUGCUGUCAUUAUUUUAAAGAGACAACUUUUUCUUGGUUGGAGAGAGUCAUGAAAGCUGAGUUGCUUGGGACAGUCCCUGGCUAUGGUUCUCUGAAAGGCAGGGCGGUCAGUGCUGUGGAGUUAGUUACUCUUGAUGCAGAAAUCGUGGCCUUACUCAAUCAGUAUUUAUGUUAUUCUUACCAGUUUCUAUUGGCCAUACACAAUAUGUUGUCUUUAAUAAUUAUACAUACAUACAGUUGUUAAAAUGCAUUUGGUUAUAUACAUAAAUUCACUUUAUUGAAAUGUGUUAAAUCAGAACACCCUAGGACUUGAACUGCAUGCAGAAAUCAUAAGAGCUGGAUGAAAUAUGUUUGUUCAAGAUCAUCAAUAAAAAUGGCUACUUUCUGAAAUGUCUCCCGUA